Messenger RNA from Neltuma alba, 1880 nucleotides. Its product is annotated as CBL-interacting protein kinase 18-like. Gene Ontology annotation, molecular function: ATP binding; protein serine/threonine kinase activity. Lineage: Eukaryota; Viridiplantae; Streptophyta; Magnoliopsida; Fabales; Fabaceae. The coding region runs from base 369 to 1703 and encodes 444 amino acids. Gene Ontology annotation, biological process: signal transduction; protein phosphorylation. The record is from RefSeq and is a predicted model, not a curated record. The transcript has 2 exons.
UUUACCUGAAACAUAUCUCUCCUUUUAUAGAACAAAUUCAUAUUGCAUUAAUACGUUUAAGUUUUUGGCUUCCCAAGAUGCAAUAUACUGGCACUGGUUUUUGCUUCUUUGUUCUCAUCCUUCGUUCCGAUUUCUUCCACCCUUUUCCUUUCCUUCAACGUUUGGGAGGCAGCCCAUACUGCAUCUUGAUGAGAUUAAGGCUCGAAACAGUCAGAUGACUCUCUAGUUGCAAAUACAGGAUGAAUUUCUGGCAGCAUUCCUUUCGUGCUGGCAGAUAUCACUGGUGAAGAAAGAAUUAUUUUUGAGAAUCUCUAGCUAACAAACACAGAAGUGACAAAAAUUGUGUCUUAUUUUUUGUGGUACCUGAAAUGGAGAAAAGGGGGAAUGUGCUGAUGCAAAAGUACGAGUUUGGCAGGCUACUAGGUCAAGGAAAUUUUGCAAAGGUUUACCAUGCAAGGGACCUUAGAACUGGUGAUAAUGUUGCCAUUAAAAUGAUUGAUAAGGAGAGGAUUCUAAAAGCUGGGCUAGUUGAUCAAACAAAGCGGGAAAUAUCAGUCAUGGGACUGGUUAAACAUCCAAAUGUACUGCAACUUUAUGAGGUAUUGGCCACCAAAACCAAGAUUUACUUCAUCAUGGAAUAUGCCAAAGGGGGUGAACUCUUUAAGAAGCUUGCCAAGGGCAGACUCCAUGAAAACUUGGCAAGGCAUUACUUCCAACAAUUGAUCAGCGCGAUAGAUUGUUGCCACAGCAAUGGGGUUUAUCAUAGGGAUUUGAAGCCAGAGAAUUUACUUUUGGAUGAGAAUGGAAAUCUCAAGGUUGCAGAUUUUGGAUUGAGUGCCCUUGUUGACUCUCAUCGCCAAGGAAGCUUACUGCACACAACUUGUGGAACUCCUGCAUAUGUAGCUCCUGAAGUUAUAAACAAAAAAGGCUAUGAUGGAGCGAAAGCUGACAUAUGGUCUUGUGGGGUGAUCUUAUAUGUUUUAUUGGCUGGUCAGUUGCCAUUCCGUGAUGUGAAUCUUAUCGAAUUGUACAGGAAAAUAUGCAGAGCAAAGUACAGAUGUCCAAUCUGGUUUUCAUUUGAAGCACGCAAGCUGUUGUUCAGAAUCCUUGACCCUAACCCCGAUACUAGAAUUCCCAUAUCAAAGAUUAAGGAAAGCUCUUGGUUUAAAAGAGGAUUCAGUUCAAAGGCUGAUAAAAUGAAAACAUCAGUUACAGAUGUGGAGGAUCCAGUCAAGGCUGAUCCAAGUCUUGGUCUAUCUGAGAAUGAAAGUGGUGCUACUUCUGAGGCUAAGCAAUCAUUGGUGCAACCUACUAAUUUGAAUGCUUUUGAUAUAAUUUCUCUAUCAGCUGGAUUUGAUUUGUCUGGGCUUUUUGCAAGAAACAAGGAAAGGAAAGAUGUGAAAUUUACGUCACUGCACUCUGCCUUGUCUAUCGUUUCUGUGAUAGAGGGUAUGGCUCAUGUUAUGGGGCUGAAGAUAACGAAAAUAGAUGGAGGGUUGCUGAAUUUAGAGAAAUCUAGUGAAGGGAGAAUGGAGCCUCUGUCCAUUGAUGCUGAAAUUUUUGAGUUUACCCCAUCUUUCCAUUUGAUUGAGAUGAAGCAAUCUAGUGGUAACACAGUAGAAUACCAGAAGAUGUUAGAAGAGGAGAUCAGACCAGCUCUCAGAGAAAUUGUAUGGGCUUGGCAAGAUGAACAGCAACAGUAGUAGUUAGUGGCAACCAUUGUUUUAUACUCUUUCAUGAUGCCAUUAGUUUCAAUUUCUGGAUCAGUUUUAAUCUUUAUGACAAUAGGUUACUGUUUUGCUGGAUCGGUUGAUAUUUACAGUAUACAUAAUUUUUCAUUGUCUAUGGGUUACUGAAUGGUGAAAUAUCACUGAGCCAUU